CUGCGGCUGCAGCGCUGAUCCGAGAGGCCUCCGGGUUAUUUCUGGCCGGGUAGCUGCACUGUGGUCUGUGCGGCAGGGCUCGCGGAGCCUGUAAGGAGCCGGCUGGCUCUCAGGCCAACGCCUCCCACUCCAGAACAAACCGAGCUACCGACCUCUCGCCAUGGGCUCCCGGCCGUGCGGGGCGCUGAGCCUACUGCUGCUACUGCUGGCGUCGCGGAGCGGCGCGGCUGUGGGCUGCCCCGAGCCGUGUAGCUGCGCAGGGACGCAGGUGGAUUGUGGGCGCCGUGGGCUCACGCUGGCCUCGCUGCCAGCAGUCUUCCCGCCUGACACCACAGAUCUGGUGCUGACCGACAACAACCUAACAGCGCUGCCCCCGGGGCUGCUAGACACAUUGCCCGCGCUGCGCGCCGUGCACCUAGGCGCUAACCCUUGGCGCUGCGACUGCCGCCUGGUGCCGCUGCGCGCCUGGCUGGCCGGCCGCCCGGAACGCGAGCCUUACCGCGAUCUGCGCUGCGUCUCACCUCCUACUCUGCGCGGCCGCCUGCUGCCCUACCUAGCCGAGGAGGAGCUGCGCUCCGCAUGCGCGCCAGGCCAACUUUGCAGGGGGUCGCUGGCAACACAAGUCGCGCUGCUCUGGCUCGGGCUUCUGCACGCGUUGCUCCUGGCGUUGCUGCUGUGCCGCCUGCAGAGGCUGCGCACCCGCACCCGCACCGCACAACAGUUACUCUUGAUGGCCCCGCUGGUGGACGAGCCCGCUGAGGCAGGCACAUCCUAAGAGAAAUGGACUGGCGUUGAUCAUCCUAGGUCUGCAAAUUCGACAAAACCUUGCCCAAGAAACCCUCAUCCCUCUCUUGGACCCGCCCUGAAAGCUGCCCAGCCUCCCAGACUCUCCCAAGACCUGAAGGCUGGAAUCCGGGUAGGACAGAGUGAGGCAACCUAUACCUUCUGUCUUGGGGAGGUGGAGGCACCUAGCUACUGAAGCCCAACACUUCGGAGCCUCCCCUCCCCAAUUCCGUGCUAAAUAAAUCCUUCUAAACUGG
Molecule: messenger RNA, 1040 nt
Organism: Cavia porcellus (domestic guinea pig)
Lineage: Eukaryota; Metazoa; Chordata; Mammalia; Rodentia; Caviidae
Gene: Gp1bb
Product: glycoprotein Ib platelet subunit beta
Exons: 2
Coding region: 161-775 (204 amino acids)
Source: RefSeq, a predicted model, not a curated record